Messenger RNA from Nezara viridula (southern green stink bug), 525 nucleotides. The record is from the annotation of a GenBank genome assembly. Lineage: Eukaryota; Metazoa; Arthropoda; Insecta; Hemiptera; Pentatomidae.
AUGCUGGAGGAUGACGAUGGCGGAGGGAGUGAAGGAGGUGGGGGAGGUGGAGGACGGGCCCAGGCGAGUGGAGGGUCGCCUGAGAAAUCCGACGAAGAAAAUCUUCUCUGUAUAACAGAAACAGAUGAAAAAGAGAAGGAAAACGAAAACGAAAGAGAAAGUGAAAGGGAAAGGGAUAGGGAAAGUGAAAGGGAAAGAGAAAGGGAAAGAGAAAGGGAAAGAGAAAGAGAGGAAGUGGAAGAGAGUGAUAGAGAGGAGAGGGAUAGAGAGAGAGAAAGAGAUAGGGAUAGGGAAAGAGAGAGAGAUAGGGACCAACCCAUGAGCACUCCAGAGGGAAAUACAGAAAGUGCCCUUGAAAAAGAAAAGAGUGGAACUAGCGGCUGCAGGCUAAGAGGGGUCGGAAGUCGCAGUUCCAUAACGAUAGCGGGGCCGGUAAAGCAGCCUCCAAUUCACCACCGCCCGAGCAAACCUUGUUGCUUCUGCUGGUGCUGCUGCUGCACUUGUUCAUGGUAUGUAUUCAUUUAA